Molecule: messenger RNA, 3475 nt
Organism: Limanda limanda (common dab)
Lineage: Eukaryota; Metazoa; Chordata; Actinopteri; Pleuronectiformes; Pleuronectidae
Gene: fynb
Product: FYN proto-oncogene, Src family tyrosine kinase b
Exons: 14
Coding region: 253-2022 (589 amino acids)
Biological process (GO): protein phosphorylation; innate immune response; T cell receptor signaling pathway
Cellular component (GO): extrinsic component of cytoplasmic side of plasma membrane
Molecular function (GO): signaling receptor binding; non-membrane spanning protein tyrosine kinase activity; ATP binding
Source: RefSeq, a predicted model, not a curated record
GGCAGCAGCGCUCUCACCGUGGCCCUGCUGAUAUCCCGGCUUGAGCGCCAUCAGCAGCGGACACGAGCAGGAGGCAGCGCGGGGACAGCAGCUCCACGGCUCCACAGCUCCACGGUCACAGCUCACAGAGGCGAUGGGAGGCAGCGCCGCGGACCACUAGACCCCCUCCACCGGGCCUCUGUUUUGGCGUCACACAAAGCAAUGUGGAGGAAAUAAAGAACCUGAUAGGCUGAAAACCAGAGAUUAUAGAGAAUGGGCUGUGUCCAAUGCAAGGAUAAGGAAGCAACCAAACUUACAGACAACAGAGAUACCAACAUCUCCCAAGGACCCGGCUACCGCUAUGGGGCCGACCCCACACCGCAGCACUACCCCAGUUCCGGGUUCAACGCCAUCCCCAACUAUAACAACUUCCACGCCCCAGUUGGACAGGGGAUGACCGUCUUCGGAGGGGUCAGCACCUCCUCACACACUGGAACCCUGAGGACCCGCGUUGGGACGGGAGUCACCCUCUUUGUGGCACUUUACGACUACGAGGCGCGGACAGAAGAUGACCUCACCUUCAGGAAAGGAGAACGGUUCCAGAUUAUCAACAGCACCGAAGGGGACUGGUGGGACGCUCGCUCUCUCACCUCUGGUGGCAGCGGCUUCAUUCCCAGUAAUUAUGUGGCUCCAGUGGACUCGAUCCAGGCUGAGGACUGGUACUUUGGUAAACUGGGCCGUAAAGAUGCAGAGAGGCAGCUGCUGUCCACAGGCAACCCAAGAGGCACCUAUCUCAUUCGGGAGAGUGAAACCACAAAGGGUGCAUUCUCCUUGUCCAUAAGAGACUGGGACGAUGUAAAAGGUGACCACGUCAAGCACUAUAAGAUUCGUAAGCUCGACAGCGGCGGUUACUACAUCACCACCAGGGCUCAGUUUGACGCGUUGCAGCAACUCGUUCAGCACUACUCAGACCGAGCUGCUGGGCUCUGCUGUCGCUUGGUGGUUCCCUGCCACAAAGGGAUGCCCCGCCUCGCCGACCUGUCCGUCAAAACCAAAGACGUGUGGGAGAUCCCACGGGAGUCACUGCAGCUAAUCAAGCGUCUUGGGAAUGGGCAGUUUGGGGAGGUCUGGAUUGAGAGUUCGGAUGGUUUGUGCUUUAAUUUAACGGGCGUGUGUGUGAACUACAUCCCUGACACUGUGGGCUUGAAUCACGAUUCCUGGGAGAUCGCCAGACACACACUUGAAUUGGAAGUAAAGCUGGGAACAGGAUGUUUUGCUGAAGUGUUUUAUGGAACGUGGAAUGGCACCACUAAGGUGGCGGUGAAGACUCUAAAGCCUGGCACCAUGUCUCCAGAGUCCUUCCUGGAGGAGGCUCAGAUCAUGAAGAAACUCCGCCAUGACAAGCUGGUGCAGCUCUACGCCGUGGUGUCUGAGGAGCCCAUUUACAUUGUCACAGAAUACAUGGGCAAAGGAAGCCUGCUGGAGUUCAUGAAGGACGGAGAAGGACGGGGGUUGAAGCUGCCAAACCUGGUGGACAUGGCGGCACAGGUGGCAGGAGGCAUGGCCUACAUUGAGAGGAUGAACUACAUCCACCGAGACCUGCGCUCCGCCAACAUCCUGGUGGGAGACAAUCUGGUGUGCAAGAUCGCAGACUUUGGCCUGGCCAGGCUCAUUGAAGACAAUGAAUAUACUGCUCGGCAAGGUGCAAAGUUCCCCAUCAAGUGGACCGCUCCGGAGGCUGCGCUGUACGGGAAGUUCACCAUCAAGUCAGACGUGUGGUCGUUUGGCAUCUUGCUCACGGAGCUGGUCACCAAGGGCCGGGUCCCUUACCCAGGGAUGAACAACCGCGAGGUGCUGGAGCAGGUGGAGCGGGGCUACAGAAUGCCGUGCCCUCAGGACUGCCCCAUCUCGAUGCACGAGCUGAUGCUGCAGUGCUGGAAGAAGGAUGCAGAGGAGCGGCACACCUUUGAGUACCUGCAGGCCUUCUUGGAGGACUACUUUACAGCCACUGAGCCUCAGUACCAGCCCGGGGACAACCUCUAGGCCUCCUUCAAACUCUGUCUAUCUGGUGGUGGGUGGGGGGGCGGCUCAGGGCUGGGACCACAUUGACCGAAUCCAUGCUGUUAAAAAAACUCUGGAACCCUCCUGGCUACGCCUGCAUUUUAGGGAUUUGUACAGCUUCCUCAGCUCAACCCAGUAUUUCCGUUUUACACCAAGCCCCAGAAACAACCCUCAGUCUCUGACACCCCCCCUGUUGUCUGAACUCUGCAACUGCGAUAGUAAGGGAAGCUGAGGGAUGAAGGAUGGACAGAAACAAGUGGGGUUGUGAUAAUGCAAUGAAAUACAUGUAUUCACUGUAAAUAAAAGGCUUGUUUUAGUUUAUUUGUUUGCUUCCAUAUAAGAAUUUUAUUUUCUCCUGCACAAAAUAAUAAUUAUAAAAUAAUAAAGGCAAAGGAAGAUGAGCACCUGAACGGGCACAGUUAAUCUGUACGUGUAUUAUACUAUAGUUCAUGUAUUAUUUUCUAGAGAUUGAAUUGAAAGCAUAAAUUUUCAAUUUGUUGCCAUAAUGUAAAAAUCACUCGCCCUCAGUUUAUUGCUUUAUUCUUUACUUUUCAGUUCAUAGUGUUGCUGAGGCUUCUUCGGGCGAGCAUGAUGCAGUACUCCAUCUGCCUUUUUUCUCUUUUCUUGCUCCCUUCCAAAGCUUCCUCAGAGCAGUAGUUGUUAGAAUGUUGCUGUAUGAAACAGGAUACACUGUUUGUCACAUUUUUGUAAAUUAAAGCCAGGCGUGCAAGGAUUUUGAACAUAUCCCUCCUCGCUUACAAUUUUGGGACAAUGUGGGUGGAAUAUUUCUGUCUUUGUACCAUACGUGUUUUUUUGUUGAACUGGAAGAAAGAAAGGUUGACUUAAGUUUUCCUUUACUUGAGCUGUCACUCUGGGGCCUCUCAUCAUUAAUGUUCUUAUUUUGGGACUGUCGUGUUUUUCCUUGUCUUCUGCUCAUUGACCACUUGAGCCUGCAGGGUCCUGACCUGCAGCCAAACCUGGACCAACUCACCUUCUCAGUUAUUUCUGCUUUAAUGUUUUACUGACAAGGUUUUAUUCGAUCAGUAUUUGAGUCUGUUAUAGUUUUUUACAGAUUAUGAUCUUGUUUAACCUUUUAAGUGAUCCUUCAAGAGUCAGUUAUUCUGUUGGUUCAGAGGAGUUUUGGAGCCACAUCAUGCACAAAAACUGAAUAGAAGAGGGAUUUUUAGGUUUAAGUUCAUAAAUAAAACCACUGAUUUGAAAAGAAUUGAACCCAGUCCGGAUCAGGUUCUACAGCAGAUUGUUUCAUUACAAAGGGAAAGCCCUUUUUUUCAGUUGUAUGGCUUAAUGGUUCUGAAGUGUCUCUAACUUCCCUCCUUUCUAUCUUUCAUUUCCAUUUUUUUAUAUAACUUGUUUUGUUAAUUCAGUGAUUUGGCGUUUGAAAUUCAGAAAAGAACAAUAAACAUUUUACACUCUU